Molecule: messenger RNA, 7100 nt
Organism: Closterium sp. NIES-67
Lineage: Eukaryota; Viridiplantae; Streptophyta; Zygnematophyceae; Desmidiales; Closteriaceae
Source: the annotation of a GenBank genome assembly
UAGAAAGUACCAGUCCUACCCUGGAGAGUCACAGAUCUACCUCCCGUCCAUGCCUUCUCUCAUGCUUCUCGGUCUUCCCAUCCCACUCUUCCUGAUACCAGGCUUCACCGUUCCGUCCGCAAAUGACGGAUCCCCGCCGUUAAGUUUCUCGCCGGAGUCGAACACUUGAUUGCGUUGUCCGUCGAAUGUACCACACAAGCCUGUUGAGAGCUUGCUCCGUUGCCUUCUAAAGCGGAGCCACCAGUCGACGCCAAUGAAACUUCGUCGUAACAGCUCGUGCGCUUCUAGCUUGUAGAAGCUCGUGCUCAUCGCCAUGCAGCAUGUCAGAAUCGCUCGUACGCCUCUAGAUAUUAGAAACUCAUACAUACCUCCAUGCAGCAUGUCAGAGCCUGUCGUACGCUCGCUGCCAUGCAGCAUUUCGUAACCGUUCGUUCGUACGCAUCAAGAAUUAGAAGCUCGGAUUCAGCGCCAUGCAGCAUGUUACAACCGUUCGUACGCUUCUAGCUCGUGUCAGCUCGUGCUGACCGCCAUGCAGCGUCAGUCACCCUCCAUGCCAGCUCGCUCAUAUGGCGGAUCCACGUCAUCGCUGUCCACGUCAGCUUCGCCUCGCUGUCAGCCCGACGGUCCUCCUGACGUCAAUCCUGCCGGCAUUGACGUCACAGCAACUCGUUCGGAACUCUCAUCCACAUCGAACCUCUCCCGAACCUCCACCGGACCUCCCCUCUCCGGAGCCUCCACCGGACCUCCCCUCUCCCGAACCUCCACCGGACCCCCCCUCUCCCGAACCUCCACCGGGCGUUCUCUCUCCCGAGCCUCCAGCGGAGGCUUGAGCAGCAGCAGCUGGGCCGCCGUGGUGCCUUGGGACUGGCCGGAGUCGCUAGCUCCGGGUUUUGCUUCGGGAGCAGCGGGAGGGGGAGGCGGAGCAUGGGGAGCAGCAGGGGGGACUCCUGCAAUCAGCGGAUUAGUGGGCGGAGUGACGGGUGGGGCAGGCGGAGCAUGGGGGGUGGGAGGGACGGCAGGAGUAAGCCGGUCAGGAGCAGGCGCGGGGGAAGUAGGAGCGACAGCAGUGGGCGGAGGAGGGGGAGGAGGGGGAGGAGGCGGAGGAGGCGGAGGAGCGGUAGGAGCAGUGGAAGCAGGGGCGGUGGGAGCAGGCGCAGGUGGGAUCAGCAGCGAGCUGGGUCGUUCGGGCCGUCUUUCUUUCCUCGCAGCCCCCACUACAUCCCCCCCCGCAAUCACCCGCUCACUCACCGACCCGCGCCUCCUAGACCUUCGCCAAUCCCCCUGGCACGCACCCGCCUUCCCCCCACCUCCCGCCUCCGCCUCUCCCCCACCUUCCCCUACGGGCUCCCCCCUAGGCUUCCCGCUGCCGUCCCCCGACCCCCUGUCCGCGCUGGGAGCGCCGGAGAUGCUGUCCCCCUCGCGCCCGCUGCCUGUAUGCCCCGCCAAGGGCCAGUGGGUGCGCGGCAGCCAGAUCGGUGCAGGGGGCUUCGGCAGAGUGUUUCAGUGUGUGAGCAGCGUGACGGGCGAGGUAUUUGCCGUGAAGCAGGUGGCGCUGGACCGCUCGGAUGCUGAAUUCAGGGGCCAGCACUCCAUUGAGCAGCUCAAACAGGAGAUCAUGCUGCUGAGUCGCAUCAACCACCCCAACAUUGUCCAGUACCUCGGCUGUGAGCUUGACGACAAAUACCUGUACAUAUUCCUCGAGUACGUGGAGAUGGGGUCCAUCCUCAACGUGCUGAAGAAGCUGCCAGUGAGGCCGCACUCGCUGCUCAGCAAGUAUGUGCGCCAGGUGCUGCAGGGGCUGGCGGUCCUUCACUCCAUGGAGUUCGUGCACAGGGACAUCAAGUGCAGCAACAUUCUAGUGGAUAAGAGUGGCACCAUCAAACUUGCAGACUUUGGGCUCGCCAAGCACUACUCCGCGUCUCUGGACAUGACUGGCUGCCGCGGAACUGUGUGGUGGAUGGCACCUGAGGUGAUCAAUGCGUGUGGCGGAUACGACUGGGCGGUGGACAUCUGGUCGCUGGGCUGCACCGUGAUCGAGAUGCUCACUCUCUGGCCGCCCUGGUUCGACCCCGCCUCUGGCUGCCCCAUCUGGGGCCGCGGCUUUGGGCCCGAGACAGCAUUCAUGAAGAUCGCAUCCACCCAGGUGCCGCCGCCCAUUCCCCCCGGGCUGUCCGACGACCUCGCAGACUUCAUCGCGUGCUGCCUGCACCUCGACCCGCACCGCCGCCCCUCCGCCACCACCCUGCUGCGCCACCCCUUCGUGCUCUCGCACUCCCCAUUCUCCUCCCCGGCCUCAGCUCGCAAUCCCCAGGUCUACCCGCCCCUCCCCGCCACCAUCUCCACCACGUCUUACCGCUCCUCCUCCCGCUCCUCCUCGCGCCUCUCCUCGCCCUCGCAGGCUGCCUUUGAGCCGACUCAGAAGCACCGCUCCUCCUCCCGCUACUCCUCCCGCCUCUCUUCCCCCUCCCAGACCAUUGUUCCCUUCAUCGUCCCGCCCUCCUCUUCCUCCAGUCCCAAGGCACAGCAUGCCCUCGCUGCUGCUUUUGAGUCGACUCAGAAGCAGGCCGCUUCGCCCUUCCUCGUCCCGGCCUCGUCCUCCUCCAGUCCCAGGUCAGAGCAUGCCCUCGUUACUGCCACACAGCACGGGCAGCAGCAGCAGCAGCAGCAGCAGCAGCAGCAGCAGCAGCAGCAGCAGCAGCAGAGGCAGCAGCAGCAGCUUGCUCCUCUGUUUACAAGCACUUCCCAGGGGAGCAGCGCUCUGAGGUGGCAACAACAACAGCAGCAGGAGCGCCAACUGCACCAACAGCGGCAACAGCAGCAACAGCAACAGGAGCAGCAGCAGCCUUGGCAGCAACAGCAGCAGCGCCAGCGAAGGAGCUCCAGCCUAGAAGACCUCCCUUCCCACCUUCCCUCCUCACCCUCCUCCCUCCCUCCUUCCUCCCUCCUCUCUCUUCUCCCCCCACACUCCACCUCCCCCUCUCCUUCCACCCAACCCUCCGCCCCCAUCCCACCCUUCACCAAGUCCUCCUCCGUCCCUGACUCCUCCCCACUAGGCGACCCCCGGCUGCAGUCUUCAGUGUUUUCCACCCCCUCUGCUGCUGCAAAGGAACCGGCUUCUGCUCUUUCUGCUGCUGCUGCUGCUCCUGCUGCUGCUGCUGCUGCUGCUGCUGCUGCUGCUCCUGUUGCUGCUCCUGCUGCUUCUUCUGCGCCUGCUGCUGCUCCUGAUUCCAGCCUUGGUGGCGCAGCAGCUCCCGUUCCUCUAAGUUUCCCUUUGCCCAACCUGGCCUUCAACAAACGUGCUGGUGACGCGGCUGUAGAGAAUGCUGGCUCUGGCAGCAGCGCCAGCAGGGCUGGCUUGCGUGGCAGUGGUGCAGGGGCACAGGAGGAGAGAGGGGAGGGGUGGGAGAGUGGGAUAAGGCGGAGAGGGGAGGGGUGGGGGAGGAAGGUUGAGGAGGAACAGAGAAGGCUGUUGGAGGCAGCAGCUAGGGCAGCAGAGAGGACAGCUAGAGCGUGGAGGGAAGAAGACAGUGCUAAUGCUGAUGUGGAAGCCAGAAGUGCUGAUGCGGCAGUGGCGGCUGCUGAUGGUGAUGGUGGUGGGGAUGCUGGAGCAGACAUGGCACUGGGACAGCCAGGCCGGGAGCUAACGACAGCCAAGGGAGAGACGGGUGGGAAGGGGAGAGGGAGUGAAACUGAGGGCGGGAGGGAGAUUGGAAGGGAGAGCAGCAGAGUUAACAGCAGAGCGAACAGCAGAUUGAGUAGCAGAGUGAGUAGCAGAGCGAACAGCAGAGGCAGUGAGGACUCGAGCAGUCCAGGCAGGGGCAGCAGCAAGUCGGCCCCCCGGGAUUGUAAGUGGCACUUUCCCCGCUUUGGCAGGUCCAGCAGCUGGGUGGGGGCCGGGAGGAGGAGUAACGAAGGGGAGGCAUCAGGAGCGAGUGACAGUGGCUUGGGAGGAGGCUCCAAGGGGGAUGGAGGAGGCUCCAAGGGGGAUGGAGGAGGCUCCCUUGCCUCUCCCCAUGUACCUUCACCCCUUGGAAGCACUCCCUCCUUUCUUCACAGCCAUAACGCCCCACUCUCCUCCCUCUCCCCACUCACCCCCGUCUCUCCCCCCACCUUACCCACAGAGUCUCAUCCCCCCUCACCCCCUGCAUCCCCCAGCGCUCCUCUCUCCCCCUCCGCGCCCCCACCUCCUGUGCCCUCCCCCUCUGCCUCCUCACCCCCCACCUCUCCCUCCCUGCCUGUCACCUCUGCAAACCCACUUUUCUCCCACAACCCCACCCACCGCCGUUCCUCCUCUCUCGUCUCCCACCCUGCACGGACCAUCCGAGUCAUGGCGCUCACUGCCCCUGAGCCAUCCCACAAUGGAAGGGACGAUCCUAGAGCCACUGCAGCUUUCGGCCAUCUAGGCCAGCACAGGCAUAGCUCUGCGGAGCCAGCCACACCGAACCUUCCCCGGAAAGACCUCCGAGGCGAUUGGGAGUCAGAAAGCGGCACAUUGUUGAAGGCACAGACACAGACACCUUCGUUGCAAGAGCAGGAGCGCGAUCCAGAGGGCCCGAGGGGUGAGAGGUCAAGGUCGUUUGGUGGUGAGAGGGGGGGCGGCCUGGGAGUGUCCCUGUGGCAGCAGUUUCAGGAGCUGCGGGUGGGGAGAGGGGAGCAUGGGAGGCAGGAGGGAGUGGACGAGGAUUUGCAAGAGUUAGCUGUUACAGGCUCAGGGCACUGCAUGGGCAAGGCAGGAGACACAGGAGGAGAUGUGGAAAAGCGGGGAGAAGCAGGCGCAGUCAGUGGGAACGACAGACCGCAACGGAGAGGCGGAAAUGAUGGUGCGAAAGCAGGGCUUGAGGGUGCGAAAGCAGGGCUUGAGGGUGACGACGCCUCCUCUUUGAAUGCAGAUGCAGUUGUGGCUGAAGAAGCAUCUGUCGCUUGUGCGGGCAGCAGGGACCAUGUGGCGCUGGGAGUGGAGCUGAUGGUGGUGAAGCAAGUGAGUGAGUUUAGGCCAAACAGUGCAGCCGAGCGAGGGGAAGAGUUGGCAGGGGGGGAGGAGUUGGAGGACCUGCUGGGGCCUCCGAGCAUAGUGGUGCCGCAGAGAAAGAUUCUGAAAAACUUUGUGCAGCUGCCUGAUGCCUCCCACGUGCCCGUGCUGCCUCAUGCCUCUGCCCCUCCGCCCCCAUCUGCUGCACCGCCUGCUCCACCCACUGCUGACCUUCCCUCCUCCCCCAUUGCCCUGCCCUCUCUCAAUUCCCACUCCGAGCCCUUCCGCUUCGCCUCUCCUCCCUCGCUUCUGCCCCCGCACUCUCCUGUCUUCUCCGUCCCUCCACAGACCACCAUCGCUCCCACCAUUUCCCACCCACUCACUGUCUCUUCCUCAUUUCCCUCCUCCCCCUUUUCCCCCUUUCCUGGUCCCCCAACCCAGCGGUCUGUGUCUCUUACUGCUACUGCCGCCACUCAUUCCCCAGUCCCUGAGUCGCCUCAGAAAAAUUCCACUGCUGCAGACCGUACUAGCCUCUUCCAGCUUCCUCCUCCCUCUCACUCUUCCGUUCCGCUCGUCUCCCACCCGUCAACCAGCCACUAUCAGCCAGAAGUAACGCCUGUGCCGCCAUUCCUGGCAGCAGGGGCAACAGCAGGAACGGUUGCAAUCCCAGCAACACAGCAAACCCCAUCUCCACCCUCUGCCGUGCCCCCGGCAUCCCAUCUCACUAUUCUACAGGCUUCAACCAGUCCCUUCCUUCCGCCCUCCUUACCUGCCUUCACGCCUCCCAAUGCCCCUCCUCUCUUCCCCCCCCCAGCGCUUCCCCCCUCGGUGUCCCCCUCGUCCCCAUCCUUCCCUGCAAUAACCCCCGCCAUCCCGCCCUUUCCCCUGAGCCCUCCUCUGCAAUCCACAACACCCCUUCAAGCGCUAGCCAGAAGCACCAUCAUGCAGCACAGCUCACUCGUAUUCAGUAGCCCUGGUGAUUCAGUUAGCGAGGGCGCUGAUGGGGGUGCGGGGGCAAAGCCGAGUAGUACGAGUCAAGGGGAGUGCGAGCAGCAGUAUUACCAGCAACCUAGCAGGCGGAGGAGAAGGAGGAGCAGACAGCUCUCUGCCUCACCCACAAGAGAGGGCGACGCGGGAGUGGGUGAGCAGACUCAACAGCAGCAGCAGCAGCAGAUUCAGUGGGAGCACAUGCUGCAGAUGCAGCAGGUGCAGCAGGCGUGGCUGAAGCAGCAGGCGGCACUGAUGCAGCAAUGGAUGGCGCAGCAGCAGCAGGUGAUGCAGCUGCUGCUGCAGACGCAGUUGCAGCAGCAGGCAGAGGUGACAAGGGAGCAGACUCAACAGCCAGAUAAGCAGCAGGCGCAGCAGGCAGGAACAGAGCAGAAUCAGCAGCAGAUGGAGAGAGAAACGCAGCCGAGGGGUGGAGUGAGGGAGCAUAUCCAAGAGUCGAUGCAGGUUGGGUCGCAGCAGCAACAUACCUUGCAGCAGCAGCAGCUUCAGCAGCCAGCACAGCAGCAGCAGGAGCAGCAGCCGAGACAACAACAGCAGCCGAUUCUGCAGCAGCUGCCAUUGGGGCAGCAGCAGCAGGAGCUAGUGGAGGCGCCAAUAAUUGAGGCUAAAGACUCAAAGGUACCGGCUGCACAGAACAGUAACCAGGCCCAGGCAGCAAGGGCAGGUCCUGAGGUUCAGAUCAGGCAUGCUUCUGCAUCCACUCAUGAGGGUGAGAGAUGCAGCAUAUCUGCUGAGAGGGAACUGCUGACCAAGGAUGUAGAGUCACCGAUGAAUCUAUGGAGCCAGUUCAAGCAACGAAAGGACCAAAUCCAAAGGCACCACCAGGAAACGGAGGCCCGAGAUGUGGCGACAGCUUCCUUGAGCAGCUCUAGACACGCGAUGUUAUCGGGGUCGUCACAUGCUGACAUCCACAACAAGCAGAGCAACCACCUUGUUACAACAGGAGGGACGCUUGAGAAGCCAUCCUUCCCUUCUUUUUUUUCCUUAUCAUGGGAUCCUGAAAGGGGUAAUACCGCGUUUUUGGACGUUGGAGAUGCUAGUAACAACAAUAGUGAGUAACUUGUAGAUUAGAUUCCUUCUCAAUUCGUUUUUUAUGCCAUUCUAAAUGUGCUAUUCAGAUACC